This is a messenger RNA of Helobdella robusta, 1140 nucleotides long. RefSeq lists its product as hypothetical. Lineage: Eukaryota; Metazoa; Annelida; Clitellata; Rhynchobdellida; Glossiphoniidae. Gene Ontology annotation, cellular component: plasma membrane. The record is from RefSeq and is a predicted model, not a curated record. The transcript has 3 exons. Gene Ontology annotation, molecular function: calcium ion binding. Bases 1 to 1140 code for a protein of 379 amino acids. Gene Ontology annotation, biological process: homophilic cell-cell adhesion.
AUGGAGAGCUCCUCGCCGACGAGAGAUGAGGAUUGCUUCAAAUAUUUGGUAGCAGAGGAACAACCGGCAGACACUUUCGUCGGCAAUCUUUUGCUGGACGGCGGCUUUGAUUUGAAAUAUUCCUCUGAGGACCUCUCUCACUUGAGGUUCCGUAUUCUGACUCCAAACGAAAGUUCUGAAGGUCCAUUUUUUAAGAUUGGAGGAUUGGAUGGGCGGAUAGUAACGGCGAAAAUCUUGGAUCGAGAGAUGAUUUGCUCGUCAAGGCUCAAUGAUAACUGCGUAUUUGAAAUGGAUGUCAUUAUCAUUUUAAAUGCAAGCAGAUACUUCCAGCUGCUGAAAACCUGCAUCGAGAUCGAAGAUGUAAACGACCAUGCUCCUACCUUUCCAACACAAACUUUCCUUCAAAGAAUGUCUGAAUCCUCGCAAACUGGCUUCAGCUUCCUCAUUCCGACCGCCAAAGAUCCAGAUUCAAAAUUAUACUCUAUACAAAACUACAGGCUGUUCCCAAAAAACGAAAAUGAAAAUGAAAGUAAGAGGUCGACGACAUUUGAAUUGACACGCAAAAUGUCAUGGAACGAGGGAGGCAUGGAGGAGGUGAGGUUGGUUCUGAAAGAUCUUCUCGAUAGAGAACAACAAGAAUUUUAUCGUUUUAUCGUGCUAGCGAUCGAUGGUGGAAAUCCGAAGAGAUCUGGUUGUCUAACUGUUGAAGUGAUUGUCCUGGAUGCAAAUGACAACAAACCAAAAUUUGAGCAAUCUUCGUUUGAGAUAUUUCUCUCCGAGGAUGCAGCGCCUGGUUCGAUGCUUUUACAGUUGAAGGCUCACGAUGAAGAUGCGGGGUUGAAUGGUGAAGUCAGAUACGAACUUGCCUACAACUCUCAACAAGAGUUUGGAAAGUUGUUCAGCGUGACUCCUGACUCAGGACAGGUCUUCUUAAAAAGUUGCGUUGAUUACGAAGGUGAACGUAGACACAUGGUGUUGUCUGUUGUAGCACAGGAUAGGGGACACAAUCCCCAACAAUCGUUUGCUACCAUUUUUAUACAUGUGAAAGACAUUAAUGAUAACAAACCAAAUAUUUCUGUCAGCACUUUAAAUGGCCGAAAGAAAGCAAAGAUGGUUGAAAAUCUAGAGGUAGUUUGUUGA